AUGACAAUUCCAGACUUCGGCUGUGACGUUACCCCAUUGGCCACUUUGCUGCAGAAAGCUGAUGAAACCAGUAUAGGCCAGACUGGCACAGUGGGCAAGCCUUCCCAGGAGCCCGCGCCGCGCCUGGUGUGUCAGUUCUGCAACUACUCGACCGUCUACACCACCACCAUGGUACGCCACGUGCGCACGCACACAGGCGAGCGCCCCUACCGGUGCGUGUCAUGCGAAAAGGGUUUCACCACCAAGCAGCAGCUGGAGAAACACUGCAGCCAGCCGAGCAAGCCGUGCUUCAAGCCCUUUGCCUGUUCCUACUGUCCUGAACGCUUCCCGUCGGAUGCCCUUUUGAGCAGGCACAGGUGCAUGCACAACACAUUUUCCAGUUUUUGA
Molecule: messenger RNA, 387 nt
Organism: Dermacentor albipictus
Lineage: Eukaryota; Metazoa; Arthropoda; Arachnida; Ixodida; Ixodidae
Source: RefSeq, a predicted model, not a curated record